Molecule: messenger RNA, 2467 nt
Organism: Mustela erminea (ermine)
Lineage: Eukaryota; Metazoa; Chordata; Mammalia; Carnivora; Mustelidae
Gene: POGLUT3
Product: protein O-glucosyltransferase 3
Exons: 8
Coding region: 55-1683 (542 amino acids)
Cellular component (GO): endomembrane system
Molecular function (GO): protein binding; glucosyltransferase activity
Source: RefSeq, a predicted model, not a curated record
CCCUCCCUGCCGCCGCCGCCGCCGCCGCCGAGCCGGACGCCGGGCCCCGCGACCAUGCGCCGCCUCCUGCGGGCCGCUCUGCUGCCGCUGCCGCUCGCCCUGCUCGUGGCCGCGGGGGCCCCCGAGGCGCCGGUGAGCGCGCCGCGGAGCCUGGUGUGGGGGCCCGGGCUGCGGGCGGGCGUCGUGCUGCCGGUCCGCUACUUCUACCUGCAGGCCGUGAACUCGCAGGGCCAGAACCUCACUCGCUCGCCCCCAGGUCAAACACUAUUCAAAGUAGUAAUCAAAUCUCUUUCACCUAAAGAGUUAGUCCGGAUUCAUGUCCCCAAACCUUUGGACAGGAAUGAUGGGACAUUUUUGAUGCGAUAUAGGAUGUAUGAAACUGCCAGCGAAGGGCUGAAGAUAGAGGUCCUUUACGGUGAUGAGCAUGUGGCUCAGUCUCCUUAUAUUUUGAAAGGACCAGUGUACCACGAGUACUGUGAGUGUCCAGAAGGGGAUCCUCAGGCCUGGCAGAAAACUCUUUCUUGUCCAACCAAGGAACCACAGAUUGCAAAGGAUUUUGCUUCCUUCCCCAGCAUCAAUCUCCAGCAGAUGCUGAAUGAAGUUCCAAAAAGGUUUGGGGAUGAGAGGGGUGCCAUUGUUCACUACACGAUUCUCAAUAACCGCAUCUACCGGAGAUCUUUAGGGAAGUACACAGACUUCAAAAUGUUCUCGGAUGAGAUUUUGCUGUCACUGGCAAGAAAGGUCCUUCUCCCCGAUUUAGAAUUUUAUAUUAAUCUUGGAGAUUGGCCUCUGGAGCAUCGGCAAGUCAAUGAAAUCCCGGGCCCUUUGCCUAUUAUUUCAUGGUGCGGCUCCCUGGAUUCACGGGACAUUAUCCUUCCAACGUAUGACAUCACCCACUCCACGCUCGAAGCAAUGAGGGGUGUCACCAAUGAUCUCCUCUCUAUUCAGGGAAAUACAGGGCCUUCCUGGAUCAACAAAACCGAGAAAGCUUUCUUCAGAGGUAGAGAUAGCCGAGAAGAGAGGCUCCAGUUGGUACAGCUCUCCAAGGAAAAUCCAGAGCUCCUAGAUGCAGGAAUUACAGGAUAUUUCUUUUUCCAAGAGAAAGAAAAGGAGCUUGGAAAAGCUAAAUUGACAGGUUUCUUUGAUUUCUUUAAGUACAAGUAUCAAGUGAAUGUGGAUGGGACCGUGGCGGCUUACAGAUAUCCAUACCUCAUGUUGGGUGACAGCUUGGUUUUGAAGCAGGACUCGAUGUAUUAUGAACAUUUCUAUAUGGCACUAACGCCUUGGAAACAUUAUGUUCCAAUUAAAAGAAAUCUUAGUGAUUUACUAGAGAAAGUUAAGUGGGCCAAGGAAAAUGAUGGAGAAGCCAGGAAGAUUGCAAAAGAAGGGCAGCUGGCCGCGAGGGAGCUGCUGCAGCCACACCGGCUCUUCUGCUACUAUUACGGAGUACUCCAGUUGCCUUCCAACAUGCAUUUCAGAAAUACGCGGAGCGCCAGUCCAGCAAACCCAAAAUACGUGAUGGGAUGGAGCUCGUUCCUCAGUCAGAUGAUAACGCGUCCCCGUGCCAGUGCCUCCGGGAAAGAUCUUCCAGAGAAGAGCUUUAAGUCAGCUCCCAUCGACAGUCCUGCAAGUGCCAGCGACAGGUUGAAGGCAAGCCUUCAGACAGAGGCCGGGCUGCGGUGAACGCAGUCGAGGAGACUCACGUGGACAGGCAGAGCAAGAUGAGAGCAAGUGUUACAGGUCUCUUUGAAUAUAAUUUUCCGUUGUGUAAAAACUUCCAUCAUCAACAUCACAGUUUCUCGAAACAGAAAACUUGCGGGUCACUGUGGACAGAGAGGCUUUGCCAGAAUAGAAAUCAUUCCCUGUGAAAUGAUUUCCACCAUAUUUCCUAGUUUGUUCACUUUUCCCUCUCCCUCUUCCAACUAUGAAGAAAAAAUGUUGGUGCAGGUUCCUCCCCUCUUAUUGAACAAUUUCUCCUCCUACAAGCUGCUUUGGACAUUCCGUAAUAGCAAGCCUCCUCUUGGAAGGUCUGAUAAGGAUAAUUAAGGAAGAAGAGCAUGGCUCCCUUGUUGGAGGUAGCUGGGAGACUGUGGAGGCCACAUUUUUAAAAACUCACUCAUAUGUUUUUAGCUAAGUUUUAUCAAGGCCUGAGACAAAAUUAAGGAGAAAUUAUGCCAUAAACUAGAAAUUCCCAGUCUAUCAGGGUAGCACACCCACUGAGGACAACACAAUUAUUAAUAGAUGAGAACAUUCUGCGGGUACUACCCAUUAUCUAUGUUGAAUAGAUGGAAGAUAACAAGAGUCAGGUGGAGCUCUCUACUACUUUGUUGAAUCCUUAAAAGGGACACUUGAAAACAGGUGCCAGAAGCAGUAGGAAGCCUGGUACCUUCGGAAUUCACCAGUAAGUGGAUAAGAAAGGCAAGCAUCCUAACUGCACCCCUCCUCUGUUUCAGUGCAUUGCUGCAAG